GGUGAGUUGUUCAUUUCUGCUUUUGACGUUUACCUCAUAUACCGGUUAGACUUGCGAGUUAAUGUCAAUUCCAGCGACGUUUUUGGAAUUCCUGUUGAACAGUCAUUUAAUUUGAGAAAGAAAAAAGAUGCAUACUUUUUUGACUAGAGGAAAUGCGCUAUUAACGUUCACGCUUAGUGUUCUAGCUGGGCUCACUUUCUUUUGCUUCCUAUCGACCGCCCUAAAUGCGUAUUCGGCCACAGCAACCAUUGACACUGUGAAAGUGCUAGUUAAAAAUGUGCCUGAUUAUAGUGCACAGAAAGAGAAGCAAGAUCUUGGAUACCUGAUGUUUGAUCUCCAGGCUGAUCUAAAUCCUCUCUUCAACUGGAAUGCCAAACAGUUGUUUGUCUUUCUGAUGGCUGAAUAUGAAACUGCUGAUAACAAACUGAACCAGGUUGUGCUGUGGGAUAAAAUUAUUCAACGAGGAGAAAAUGCCAAUCUUGACAUGAAGAAUAUGAAUACAAAUUACUAUUUUUGGGAUGAUGGGAAUGGACUAAGAGGGAACCCAAAUGUAACUCUUACUUUAUCCUGGAAUGUUAUUCCAAAUGCUGGAAUGCUUUCCAUUGUGAGGGGCUCAGGUUCACAUACAUUUAGUUUCCCAAAUGAGUAUACAAAUGUAAGAGCUCAGUAAAUAUAAAACUAUUUUCUGUUAC
Molecule: messenger RNA, 692 nt
Organism: Daphnia carinata
Lineage: Eukaryota; Metazoa; Arthropoda; Branchiopoda; Diplostraca; Daphniidae
Gene: Spase22-23
Product: signal peptidase complex subunit 3-like
Exons: 3
Coding region: 128-670 (180 amino acids)
Biological process (GO): protein targeting to ER
Cellular component (GO): membrane; signal peptidase complex
Source: RefSeq, a predicted model, not a curated record